AGGACGAGCCUCGCCAUGGAGCAGCGUUCCUCUGGAACUCCGACGAAGACCGCGAAAGGUGCGACGGACCAGCGAAAAUCGAGACACAGUCGUCGCACCGGUUCGCCUGCCCGGAAAGCCUCGAAGCCGAAAAAGCACCGGGAACCGGCUGGGCAGCCGGCUGCGCUCGACGCGAGUCCGCGCACCGCCGCCCAAGACAGCCCCGCGGACUCGCGCCCGGGUCCUUCGCCCAAGCGUAGCGAUUCCAUUGGCAGCAACUCGCUGGCUCGCAUGAAAGACCUGGCCCUGACUGGCCGGGAAGACCAGCGUCGCCCCUCCGAGUCGUCAUGGAGGCGUGCGAAGGUGGCGGGGCUGUCGUGCGCCCGCACCGCGACUCCACUCUGUGUCUUUUGUGUGGCACUGGUCGGUGCCGGCCUGCUCACCGCCUUGAUCCUCGGCUCGUCAGCAACGCGCAAGGCCCGUCAGAUUGCCUUCCAGUACAAAGGCUGCACGACCAGAGGCUGCCAGGAGCACUUGGAGCGCCUGUCCAACACCCUCAACAAGACCGUAGACCCGUGCAGGGACCCGAUGGCCUACGUGUGCGACAAAGUGCGCUGGCGGAGCGAGAUCGUAAGGGACGCGCUCACCGACACGCUGGUGCACUGGUACGAGCUCGGCGCCACCUUCCUCGAAAAGCAGCGAAGACCAUCGCCUGUGUCGGCGCUGUACCAGGGUUGCGUCUCUCGGAAGGGCCACACCUACGACCGCCUCGAAGAGGUUCUGUCGUUCCUCAUGGACCGCGGACUGCACUGGCCCCAACGGGUGACAGGCGUGGGCGCCAACAAGCACGCCCUGAACGUCAUCCUCGACCUCCUCAUCAACUGGGGCGUGCCCUUCUGGCUCGAGAUAAGCCUGAAACAACUGCCCGGCCACACCAGGUACAGCCUACACAUGGCCUACAGCAUGGUCAGCGUCCACAGCGCCAAGUGGCUCAACUACACCAAAGCGUACGGCAAGCGGCUCGAAUACGUGCGUUCCAUGUACAGACUGUACGGGGCCGGAGACACGCCGCUGGCCCAGUUGCGGGACCUGGUGGCCGACGAGGACGCGUGGGUUCGCGCCGUCACCGAUGGCAUCGCGAGCUCCAACCGCGUCAUCAUGAAGCUGCGGUUAGCCCACCUCGACCAGCUCACUCCGAACGUGAGCAGCCGCCGCUGGCUGGACUACCUGAAUGAACACCUGCGCCCGCACCGCCUCUCACCGGACGACAAACUGCUGCUCGUCGACAAGAUUGUGAGCACCGUGACCAACAACCUCUUCGAGAGGUCGCAACCUUCGUGGCACGCAACGUCUAUCCACUACGACGUUCGCAAGCAGCACCGAAGUGCAGCCAAACAGUUCGUGCGAAUCCGCAAUGCGAAAACGUCGACGCAGCGCUGCCACGAGGAGGAAGAACGCGCUGGACGUUUGUCGAGCAGGGCGAAAACGUCCGGCGUAAGAAGAAGAGGAGGAAGAAGACGAAGAAGGACGAGCCUCGCCAUGGAGCAGCGUUCCUCUGGAACUCCGGCGAAGACCGCGAAAGGUGCGACGGCCCAACGAAAAUCGAGACACAGUCGUCGCACCGGUUCGCCCGCCCAGAAAGCCUCGAAGCCGAAAAAGCACCGGGAACCGGCUGGGCAGCCGGCUGCGCUCGACGCGAGUGCGCCCACCCAGCUCGCACCCGCCGCCCAAGACAGCCCCGCGGACUCCCGCCCGGGUCCUUCGCCCAAGCGUAGCGAUUCCAUCGGCAGCAACUCGCUGGCUCGCAUGAAAGACCUGGCCCUGAUUGGCCGGGAAGACCAGCGUCGCCCGUCCGAGUCGUCAAGGUGGCGUGCGAAGGUGGCGGGGCUGUCGUGCGCCCGCACCGCGACUCCACUCUGUGUCUUUUGUGUGGCGCUGGUCGGUUCCGGCGUGCUCACCGCCUUGAUCCUCGGCUCGUCAGCGACGCGCAAGGCCCGUCAGAUGGCCUUCCAGUACAAAGGCUGCACGACCAGAGGCUGCCAGGAGCACUUGGAGCGCCUGUCCAACACCCUCAACAAGACCGUAGACCCGUGCAGGGACCCGAUGGCCUACGUGUGCGACAAAGUGCGCUGGCGGAGCGAGAUCGUAACGGAUGCGCUCACCGACUCGCUGGUGCGCUGGUGCGAGCUCGGCGCCACCUUCCUCGAAAAGCAGCGAAGACCAUCGCCUGUGUCGGCGCUGUACCAGGGUUGCGUCUCUCGGAAGGGCCACACCUACGAGCGCCUCGAAGAGGUUCUGUCGUUCCUCAGGGACCGCGGACUGCACUGGCCCCAACGGGUGACAGGCGUGGGCGCCACCAAGCACGCCCUGAACGUCAUCCUCGACCUCCUCAUCAACUGGGGCGUGCCCUUCUGGCUCGAGAUAAGCCUGAAACAACUGCCCGGCGACACCAGGUACAGCCUACACAUGGCCUACAGCGAGGUCAGCGUCCACCGUGCCAAGUGGCUCAACUACUCCAAAGCCUACGGCAAGCGGCUAGAAUACGUGCGUUCCAUGUACAGACUGUACGGGGCCGGACACACGCCGCUGGCCCAGUUGCGGGACCUGGUGGCCGACGAGGACGCGUGGGUUCGCGCCGUCACCGAUGGCAUCGCGAGCUCCAACCGCGUCAUCAUGAAGCUGCGCUUAGCCCACCUCGACCAGCUCACUCCGAACGUGAGCAGCCACCGCUGGCUGGACUACCUGAAUGAACACCUGCGUCCGCACCGCCUCUCACCGGACGACAAACUGCUGCUCGUCGACAAGAUUGUGAGCACCGUGACCAACAACCUCUUCGAGAGGUCGCAACCUUCGUGGCACGCAACGUCUAUCCACUACAACGUUCGCAAGCAGCGCCGAAGUGCAGCCAAACAGUUCGUGCGAAUCCGCAAUGCGAAAACGUCGACGCAGCGCUGCCACGAGGAGGAAGAACGCGCUGGACGUUUGUCGAGCAGGGCGAAAACGUCCGGCGUAAGAAGAAGAGGAGGAAGAAGACGAAGAAGGACGAGCCUCGCCAUGGAGCAGCGUUCCUCUGGAACUCCGGCGAAGACCGCGAAAGGUGCGACGGCCCAACGAAAAUCGAGACACAGUCGUCGCACCGGUUCGCCCGCCCAGAAAGCCUCGAAGCCGAAAAAGCACCGGGAACCGGCUGGGCAGCCUGCUGCGCUCGACGCGAGUGCGCCCACCCAGCUCGCACCCGCCGCCCAAGACAGCCCCGCGGACUCCCGCCCGGGUCCUUCGCCCAAGCGUAGCGAUUCCAUCGGCAGCAACUCGCUGGCUCGCAUGAAAGACCUGGCCCUGAGUGGCCGGGAAGACCAGCGUCGCCCCUCCGAGUCGUCGUGGCGGCGUGCGAAGGUGGCGGGGAUGUCGUGCGCCCGCACCGCGACUCCACUCUGUGUCUUUUGUGUGGCGCUGGUCGGUGCCGGCGUGCUCACCGCCUUGAUCCUCGGCUCCUCAGCGACGCGCAAGGCCCGUCAGAUGGCCUUCCAGUACAAAGGCUGCACGACCAGAGGCUGCCAGGAGCACUUGGAGCACCUGUCCAAUACCCUCAAGAAGACCGUAGACCCGUGCAGGGACCCGAUGGCCUACGUAUGCGACAAAGUGCGCUGGCGGAGCGAGAUCGUAUCGGACGCGCUCACCGACACGCUGGUGCGCUGGUACGAGCUCGGCGCCACCUUCCUCGAAAAGCAGCGUAGACCAUCGCCUGCGUCGGCGCUGUACCAGGGUUGCGUCUCUCGGAAGGGCCACACCUACGAGCGCCUCGAAGAGGUUCUGUCGUUCCUCAGGGACCGCGGACUGCACUGGCCCCAACGGGUGACAGGCGUGGGCGCCACCAAGCACGCCCUGAACGUCAUCCUCGACCUCCUCAUCAACUGGGGCGUGCCCUUCUGGCUCGAGAUAAGCCUGAAACAACUGCCCGGCGACACCAGGUACAGCCUACACAUGGCCUACAGCGAGGUCAGCCUCCACCGCGCUAAGUGGGUCAACUACUCCAAAGCGCGCGGCAAGCGGCUGGAAUACGUGCGCACCAUGUACAGACUGUACGGGGCCGGAGACACGCCGCUUGCCCAGUUGCGGGACCUGGUGGCCCACGAGGACGCGUGGGUUCGCGCCGUCACCGAGGGCAUCGCGAGCUCCAACCGCGUCAUCAUGAAGCUGCGGUUAGCCCACCUCGACCAGCUCACUCCGAACGUGAGCAGCCACCGCUGGCUGGACUACCUGAAUGAACACCUGCGUCCACACCGCCUCUCACCGGACGACAAUCUGCUUCUCGUCGACAAGAUUGUGAGCACCGUGACCAACAACAUCUUCGAGAGGUUCAGCAACGCAGCCAUCCUGGAGCAGGUCGCGUGGCGCUUCAUCCAGGACUACUCGUACGCCAACUCGUACGCCGCCGCCGUCGCCACGUUCGGCAACAAAGAAGCCGUGGCUCGCUUCAGGCCCCGCAAAUGCUACUCGUUCACCGAGAGCCGCUUCCAGAAGUGGCUUUUCGUGUGGAGGGUCGGUGAACAGCUGCAGCCGCCCUUGCUGAGCACCGUCAAAGCCAUCUUCGACGACUUGCGCAACACCACCCAGCGGCUGCUCUCCGACGCGGCGCCUUGGAUAGAUCCGGCCGCCCGAAUCGAGGCGGUGGCCAUAUCGCAGCGGUUGCACCUAGAACCGUACUGGUCGCUGUUCGGUGCCGAGGGAUUCAAACCGAUGCUGCCUCCCAGCGCCAUCCACAAGUACCUGGACGCCUUCCCGAGGCAAUUUUCAUCGCCACUGAAAGGCUGGAUGCAGGCUGCCGACCUGCACCGUCGCACGUUCCCCGGCUGGCCCCUCAACGACUCGCUGCUGCACCGGCACGGCGAGUACGCGUUCCCGGUGCAGUACGACUACUGGUGGAACUCGGUGUUCCUGCACCUGGCCGUGGCGGCGCCGCCAAUGUUCUACACGGACGCGCCCGCUUCGGUCAACUACGCGGCCUUCGGCACGGCCGUGGCCAGGCAGCUGGUCAGGGGCUUCGACCCGCAGAAGGGCGCGUUCCUGGACUCCAACAGAACCGUGAGGAGCUGGAUGUCGAGAGCCACGCGCGAAGAGCUGCAGAAGAAGAUCUCGUGCGCUGGCGGCAGCUCCUCCGUGCUCAUGGACGUGGCCGCCGCCCAGGUCGCGUACCGGGCCUUUCAGGAACACCGAGCGGCCGAGCCAAGACGCUACGCCGUGAGCAAGGACAUCUCGCUGACGCCGGACAUGCUCUUCUUCGUGACUCUCUGCCGCAGCCUGUGCGGCCGGGGUGAACUGUGUCCCAAGGUGCUGAGCAACAUGGCUGCGUUUAGCCGCGCGUUCUCCUGUAAACCCGAUGCGCCCAUGAACCGCGCCGACAAGUGCUCCUUCUUUGAGCAGGCGUGACAUCUUGCCAAAUAUGGAACAGUGGUGGCCGAGUUCCUUCAAGAGGCACCAUUCGUUUGUAUGCCCAUAGCGUUUUGCAUCAGAGUUUUAUGAAUUGCAAAUAACGUGCGAUAUAUGAGUACAAUUUUGUGCUCUUUUUUUUAAAUACUUUGCCUGAGCUCACGGGGGUUGCAAUGUGGGCUUGUUGGUAAUGUAUCUUCAAGGGCAGUACGGUAGCGCGAUUAAAAGAUGGGACAAAGAAGGCACAUAGGGACAAGCGCAGUUCUUGAUCAAGAUUUCAACGUACGAAAGAUGUUGCGUUCCAUGCAGCUCAA
Messenger RNA from Dermacentor albipictus, 5720 nucleotides. Lineage: Eukaryota; Metazoa; Arthropoda; Arachnida; Ixodida; Ixodidae. The record is from RefSeq and is a predicted model, not a curated record.